Messenger RNA from Acyrthosiphon pisum (pea aphid), 1587 nucleotides. RefSeq names its product kelch-like protein 2. The transcript has 2 exons. Lineage: Eukaryota; Metazoa; Arthropoda; Insecta; Hemiptera; Aphididae. Bases 65 to 427 code for a protein of 120 amino acids. Gene Ontology annotation, molecular function: protein binding. The record is from RefSeq and is a predicted model, not a curated record.
UCAGAUUUAAAAUUAUCAUUUAAUAUCAUUUUUUCUACUUUUUUUUUAGCAGUUUCUUCCUGUCAUGUGUAAUUUAUUAGACAAGAGGAAGUGUUAUACAACUUGGUAUGAUCCACCAACACCAGUCUCACAAAUUUCUACAAAUGGCCGAACCCUUGUUAUAGGAGUCUUAGACAAUGUAAUGUAUGCUAUUGGUGGUGCCUGCCAGGAACUCGGAAGUUCAGUGUAUCUUAAAAGUGUUGAGGCCUAUUCACCAAUUUCUAAAGUUUGGUCUCCUAUCGAAGAUAUGUACUUAUCCAGAUACAAUCCAAGUGUUGUACGACUGAAGAAAAAGAUGGAGAAAUUAAAGACAUAUUUUAUGAUGAACUCUAGCAGGUGUAUAACGCUAUCCCCCGACCCGUUAUCAAAAUUAUGUUGGGAGACAUGAAUACAAAAAUUAGACUGAAAAUAUAUACAGACUAGUAUUGAUAAGGAAAGCCUUCAUGGUAUGUCCAAUGAUAAUAGAGCUCGUCUCAUACAUUUCGUGAUGUCCAACGGAAUCAUCACAAGCAGCACAUAUUUCCAGAUAAAGGUCAUAAUAAUUAUACAAGCAAACAUGGAUAUCUCCCGACGUGACAACUAAAAACCAAAUCGACCACGUAAUGAUAGAUAAUAAACACCGUUCAUAAUUCACGUUAGGAACUACAGAGGAGCAGACGCAGAUACUGACCAUUACCUAGUGGUAACGACUUUUAAGAAAAAACUAUCAAAAAUAAAAAUAGGAAAAGUACAAAUAUAUUAACAUAAUGUAGACAGACUAAAAAAAUCCUUUGGAAAUUGCAUAAUAUAGGAAAAGAAUCACUGAAGAACUCUGUACUACAAAUGAAAAGGUGGAAAACAUAAUUCCUAAUCAUGAAACCGGAUGGAUAAAUAUCAAAAACAUUAUUACCUCGGCUGCAAAAUCCCAAUCACAAUAAGAAACAACACUGGUUUAAUAAUGAGUGUAUGGAAGCAGUAAAAAAGCGCAACAAGACUCGCAUGCAAAUGAUACUUAAUCCAUUACAAGAAAACCAAGAGAUAUAUAAACAUUUUAAAGAGUUAGCAAACAAGACAAAAAAAGACUAUAUGAGAAGAAAGCUUUGGAAGAACUCGAGGGAGAGAGGAACAACCCGAGAAAGUUCUUCAAACACAGCAAACGACUCAAACAAGGUUUUAAACCACAAACGCUUUUCUUAAAAAAUGAACAGAAUGAUCUCCUUUUGGAACCAAGAGAUAUCGUACAACAUUUAAGAAAACAUUUUGAUACUCUACUUAAUACGAGCAAAACAAAUAACAGUAAUAGAACCAAGUAUGAAGCACUGACUUAUCAAACAGCUGAACCAGAAUGCAAGGAGCCUGAUCUUACAGAGAUAGAGUAUAUUAUCACAAACCUUAAAAAUAAUAAAUCUCCAGGAGAAAAUGAUAUAAACUCAGAAUUAUUCAAAACAGCAGGAAAAGACAUACUUAUAGAAUUACAAUACCUAAUUCAAGAAAUAUAGAACAAGGAACAGAUUCCAAUGGAUUGGAAAACCGAGAUGGAAGUAAUUCUAUACUAGAAGAAGUGGUCAC